AUGGCGCAUUACGAUGAGGGCCUCGGCGAGGACGACCUCCUGUACGACGAGAACUACGACGGCGCCGACGACGACAUGGGGGAGCCCGAGGACGAGGACGAAGACAACGGCCGUCGCCGGCGCCCCCGCGACUCAACGAACGACGAGUUCGAACGCGACCUUGCAGCCAUGGACCAGGACUUCACGGACGCCGCGCCCGCGAGCGACGCACGCGACAAACCCCAGCGCGCCCCCGGCAACGUCGUGGACCACGCCGGCAAGUCCCUCGAGGAGCUGAUCAAGGAAAAACAACAAGCGCAGCGCAACAGCCAACAACAACAGCAGCAAAGGCGGCCCCCGCCCCCCGACCGGCACGACAGGCGCGCGGCCGGGCCCCCGACCGGCCACGCGCCCCCGGGCGGUCCCCGGCCGCGGCCCCGCCCGCGCGGCCGCCCUUCGCUGGACCCCCCCGGGGGCCUCCGGGCGGCCCCCCCGGGAUGCGGCCCGGCCCGUGGCGCCCCCCGGGCGGGCCCUGGGGGCCCCCGGGGCCCUACGGCGGGAUGA
This is a messenger RNA of Pedinophyceae sp. YPF-701, 543 nucleotides long. Lineage: Eukaryota; Viridiplantae; Chlorophyta; Pedinophyceae. The record is from the annotation of a GenBank genome assembly.